This is a messenger RNA of Papaver somniferum (opium poppy), 615 nucleotides long. RefSeq lists its product as uncharacterized. The record is from RefSeq and is a predicted model, not a curated record. The transcript has a single exon. Bases 1 to 615 code for a protein of 204 amino acids. Lineage: Eukaryota; Viridiplantae; Streptophyta; Magnoliopsida; Ranunculales; Papaveraceae.
AUGUGCAAAGUUUUCCCUGACAGCUUGGAAGGCGAGGCGAGAAAUUGGUUUUAUACUUUGCCAGUAGGAUCUAUCAGGAACUACGGGAUUCUGAUAGAGACUUUCCUAGAAACAUACAUGCACAAUAGCAAGGCCCGAACCAGAGUUAACAAGUUGUUCACUUUAGACAGAAGAUUCCGAGAGCCUCUAAGGUCCCUGACUGACAGAUGGAGAAAACUUUGCACCGACAUAGGGAAAGUACCAGUGGACCAGCAAAUAUUCGGGUUCAAAAAUUCGCUCGGAAAAUCAGACCCUAUCUGGAUAGCUAUGUUCACAGAGAAACCCCAGACGCUGAAAGAAAUGAGGAAGAUGCAAGAACACUACAUCGCCCUGGAAGAAAUACAGGAGGAAUCUAAAUAUAGGGGGAUACAAGAGGAAAGCGAAACAGCCGAGGCGAUACCACAAGAGACAUCGAAGCGGACCGAGAAAAGAUCAGGUCCACCUCAUAUACCAUCAGGAAAGAGAGAAUGGGUCGAGAAAGGAAAGAAACCAUGGAAUGAGACAAAGACCUAUAUGCCAUUGAACGCACCUCUCGAAGAAAUUUAUAAGGAAGUAGAAAAGAGGACUGACAUUUGA